AGGUGGUGUGUGUGUUGCGUUGUGUUGACAACUGCCACCCAAUACCAGAGUGGCCACAGCUUAACAAAGCCUUCUUCCUUUUCCUUAACCUCUCUCUCUUAUUCUCUCCUUCCCUUCACUUCUCAUCAAACCCAAAACCUUCCAUUCUCUCUCUCUCUUCUCUGAUCUGUUCAACUCUUACUCAUUGAGAUUAAGGGUCCUGCUUCGUUUGUGAAGGCGCUCUGUCACUCAGUCUCGGGAGAUCUCGCCGGAAUCUGGUUGAGCAUUUUGGUGGAAUUUGGUCGAUCUAGAGAAUGUGGUGGAUGAUGGGCGAGGGUGGAGGUGCUUACUGCUCUAAGAAGACCGACGAUUACUGCGCCGAUGUUUGUGGCCAGGAAUCAGGUCGACUGAUAAGCAUGUCAAGAGUCCGCUGCAUUCUCCGUGGCUUUGAUUUAAGGGCUCUCAUCCUUAUCAUCAUGCUUAUUCCAACAUGCAUCUUUGGCAUAUAUGCACAUGGACAGAAGAUCUCAUACUUCUUGCGGCCGCUAUGGGAGUCACCGCCCAAACCUUUCCAUGACAUCCCACACUAUUAUCAUGAGAAUGUGCCCAUGGAGAAGCUCUGCAAACUUCACGGCUGGGGCAUCCGCGAGUACCCAAGGCGUGUCUACGAUGCUGUGUUGUUCAGUAAUGAGAUGGAUAUCCUUACAAUAAGAUGGAAAGAGCUGUAUCCCUACAUAACGAAAUUUGUUCUGUUGGAGUCAAAUUCCACAUUUUCUGGACUUUACAAGCCUCUUCAUUUUGCACGAAAUCGGGAGCAGUUUGAUUUUGUUGAACCCCGGUUGGAAUAUGGGACAGUUGGAAGAACAUCCCAGAAAGGGGACAACCCAUUUGUUGAGGAGGCAUAUCAGCGAUUAGCUUUGGACAACCUUCUUCAAUUAGCUGGUAUUACCGACGACGACUUGUUGAUAAUGUCGGAUGUGGAUGAGAUCCCAAGCAGACACACUAUCAAUCUCCUGAGGUGGUGUGAUGAUACCCCUGAAGUUAUUCAUCUUCGGCUGAAGAACUAUCUUUAUUCCUUCGAGUUUCUUGUAGACAACAACAGUUGGAGGGCCUCAGUACACAGGUAUCGAGAGAAUGUGACCAAAUAUGCGCACUAUCGGCAGACAGAUGAAGUCCUGGCAGAUGCAGGGUGGCAUUGCAGCUUUUGUUUUCGCAAAAUUAGUGAGUUCAUAUUUAAGAUGAAGGCAUACAGUCACAAUGAUCGAAUCAGAUUUAAUAAGUAUCUCAACCCUACAAGAGUGCAGAAGGUAAUCUGCAACGGAGAUGAUCUGUUUGAUAUGCUUCCAGAAGAGUACACAUUCAAGGACAUCAUCGGCAAAAUGGGCCCUAUUCCUCAUUCCUACUCGGCUGUUCAUCUCCCGUCCUAUCUGUUGGAGAAUGCCGAGAAGUAUAAAUUCCUGUUGCCUGGGAAUUGCAAAAGAGAAAGCUAGUGAGCACCCUCUUUUCAGUAAGUUUUUGAUGUCUGCUGUAAAGAUAGUUGGUCGUGCAGCUUCUGUGACUCCUCAUGAUGGGUUCAACCGAACAAUCGAUGACUGUGGUGUAUCGCUGACAUAGCUGUCCCUCAUUCUCAGCUACAUUUAUAAUCUCAUUCUUUGGAAAUGUUUCGGGGCUGAACAGAGACCUCUGGGUAUUUAGGGUAAUCUUGUGUACAUAACUCUUACUGGAGUUCGGUUUAGUAUAAGGUGGAGCUUGCCUGGCCUGUCUAUUGGAAUGGAAGAGCUUGCUGCUGCACUUGAAUCAGUCGUCACAAGUCUUAUGUUCUCUUAGCUUUGAGAUUGCAUGAUUCAUGGAUAUACCGAAAUUAUUAGUACAUGGGUGCCUACCCUUGUUGGGAAAUUUUGCUUAUGAGACAUUAUUGGUUUAUGCGGUAAAGCUGACUUUGUUUGUGACAUCUGAAUUGCUUUUAGAUCUUCUAUUGAUCAAAUUGCAUAAUAUAUAGUGCAGUCUAUGCGACUUUUCCAGUAUUUAUGUUCAUCCUGUCAUUUCAGGUCUUUGUUUAGUACCAGUUAACCUUGCAUAACUAGUAUAAACCAUAUAACAGACAUUCAAGACUCAAAAUUCUUGCAUUCUGAUUCCGGUACUAACACAUGUGUGAAAUCUAUGGAACGUAGAAAUUGCUGCUCAACUUUAAACUUAGUUUGGAGACCUUGCUCUCAAUCCGCUGCAGUCUGAGAUUAUCAUCCCCUGCUUAUUUCAACUUUGGCAGUGUCUUGUU
Molecule: messenger RNA, 2254 nt
Organism: Fragaria vesca subsp. vesca
Lineage: Eukaryota; Viridiplantae; Streptophyta; Magnoliopsida; Rosales; Rosaceae
Product: beta-1,4-mannosyl-glycoprotein 4-beta-N-acetylglucosaminyltransferase-like
Exons: 2
Coding region: 294-1469 (391 amino acids)
Biological process (GO): N-acetylglucosamine metabolic process; protein N-linked glycosylation
Cellular component (GO): membrane
Molecular function (GO): beta-1,4-mannosylglycoprotein 4-beta-N-acetylglucosaminyltransferase activity
Source: RefSeq, a predicted model, not a curated record